AUGUCGUUUCAUCAACGUGACGAAAUCCGAUGGAAUAAAAAAGGUUACUUUGAAAGAUUCGAUGGAAAAAAAUAUUGGCGAAAAUUAUGCGUUAUUGAAGGAUGUAUGAAAAGAGCAAAAGUACUCAAUUGGUGUAAACGACACUAUACAGAACAUAAACAAAAGUCUUCAAUAACAACAACUUCUACACAAGUUCCACAACAAUCAUUAGUAUCAUCAAUACCUAGUUCACUGACUACAUCUACUCAUUCAAAUAGUAUGUUGUCAUCAAAUAUUCUAUUUCAUCAACCACAUUAUCAUAAUUUACAAGCAGUUUCACAAAUUCCAAUGCCGCCUCCUGCAUAUCUUUAUACAUCUGUAUCAUCAUUAGCUGAUCAAUCGCAAUCAAUAUUCCAUACUCGAAAUGAAAUUCGUUUAAACAAACGUGGUUUUCGUGAACAAUAUGAUGGUAUUGGCCAUUGGCGUCCAUUAUGUAUACAUGAACAAUGUACAAAACGAGCAAAAAAAUUAUCUUAUUGUAAACGACAUUAUACAGAACAUGUCAAUCAAAAUCAAUCGAUUGCAACUAGUAUUAAAGCUGAAACAGAUAAUAAUGAUUAA
This is a messenger RNA of Rotaria socialis, 600 nucleotides long. Lineage: Eukaryota; Metazoa; Rotifera; Eurotatoria; Philodinida; Philodinidae. The record is from the annotation of a GenBank genome assembly.